Molecule: messenger RNA, 951 nt
Organism: Dipodomys ordii (Ord's kangaroo rat)
Lineage: Eukaryota; Metazoa; Chordata; Mammalia; Rodentia; Heteromyidae
Product: olfactory receptor 143-like
Biological process (GO): sensory perception of smell; G protein-coupled receptor signaling pathway
Cellular component (GO): membrane
Molecular function (GO): olfactory receptor activity; G protein-coupled receptor activity; odorant binding
Source: RefSeq, a predicted model, not a curated record
GUCCCAUCCAUCAAGCAAAUGAUCAUGAAAAAUGAUUCAUCGGUGAUAGAGUUUAUUCUUAUGGGAUUGACAAGCCAACCUGAGCUCCAUCUGCCUCUCUUUUUCCUGUUCCUGGUGAACUAUAUUAUCACUGUGAUGGGAAACUUGAGUUUAAUGAGUCUAAUUUGCCUGAAUUCACACCUCCACACCCCCAUGUACUUCUUUCUCUUUAAUCUAUCAUUCAUUGAUUUCUGUUAUUCAUUUGUCAUUACUCCUAAACUGCUAAUGGGCUUUGUAUCCAAGAGGAACACCAUAUCCUACACAGGAUGCAUGAUCCAGCUAUAUUUUUUCUGUUUUUUUGUCUAUUCUGAGUGCUAUGUGCUGGCAGCCAUGGCCUGUGAUCGCUAUGUGGCCGUCUGUCAGCCCCUGCUGUACACUGUCCUCAUGUCCCCUAGGACUUGUUCUCUGCUGAUGUUGGGUUCAUACCUGAUGGGGUUAGCUGGUGCCAUCAUCCAUACCGGGUACAUGAUCAGGCUCAGCUUUUGUGAUUCCAAUGUCAUCAAUCACUACAUGUGUGACAUCUUUCCUCUCCUCCAGCUCUCCUGCAGCAGCACUUCUUCCAACGAUCUUGUGAGUUCUAUUUGUGUGGGUAUAUCAGCCAUAUUAUGCAGCCUAGUUAUCUUAAUGUCCUAUGGUUUGAUUCUUUUUAAUGUUAUCCAUAUGUCAUCAGCUAAGGGCUGGGCCAAAGCCAUGAGCACCUGUGGUUCUCACAUAAUCACUGUUGGGCUAUUCUAUGGGUCUGGUCUACUCACACAUAUAAAACCAUCGUCUUCUGGGGCUGUAGGGCAAGGGAAAUUUUUCUCCGUGGUUUACACGCUUGUGGUGCCCAUGUUGAAUCCUCUCAUUUAUAGCCUCAGGAACAAGGAUGUCAAACUUGCAGUGAAGAGAACCUUCAAGAGAAUCACAAACUGA